AUGGCGGCGCGCCAGCGCACCAGGAAGACUACAUUUCCCAUCGGCCCCCGCCCGCCAGGCCACUUUGUCGCUGACGGUAUCUUCAAAGCUGAGCUGAAUGAGUUUCUGACUCGUGAACUGGCUGAAGAUGGGUACUCCGGAGUAGAAGUCCGGGUCACUCCAACCAGGACUGAGAUUAUCAUACUUGCCACCAGAACUCAGAAUGUCCUGGGUGAGAAGGGACGCCGCAUCCGGGAGCUGACGGCCGUCGUGCAGAAGAGGUUUGGAUUCCCUGAGGGAAGCGUUGAGCUCUAUGCUGAGAAGGUGGCCACAAGAGGUCUGUGUGCAAUCGCUCAGGCAGAGUCCCUGCGGUACAAGCUUCUGGGAGGUUUAGCAGUGCGUCGAGCCUGCUAUGGUGUCCUCCGCUUCAUCAUGGAGAGCGGUGCCAAGGGUUGUGAGGUGGUUGUGUCCGGCAAACUCAGAGGUCAGCGUGCCAAGUCCAUGAAGUUUGUGGAUGGCUUGAUGAUCCACAGUGGAGACCCGGUGAAUUACUACGUCGACACAGCUGUGCGUCAUGUCCUUCUCCGGCAGGGAGUACUGGGGAUCAAAGUAAAGAUUAUGUUGCCCUGGGACCCAAGUGGAAAGAUUGGCCCCAAAAAGCCUCUGCCAGACCAUGUCAGCAUUGUGGAACCCAAAGAAGAGAUCUUGCCCACCACCCCCAUUUCAGAGCAGAAAGGUGGCAAACCAGAACAGCCAGCGAUGCCUCAGCCGGUUCCCACUGCCUGAGGGGGUUUGUAACAUCGGCAACCAGAAGCUUGACUGUCCUGAAAACAUCUCUUAAUAAAAUCACAAAAGACAGUG
Aptenodytes forsteri (emperor penguin) is the source of this 840-nucleotide messenger RNA. It is a transcript of the gene RPS3, whose product is annotated as ribosomal protein S3. Gene Ontology annotation, biological process: positive regulation of apoptotic signaling pathway; translation. Gene Ontology annotation, cellular component: nucleus; cytosolic small ribosomal subunit. The record is from RefSeq and is a predicted model, not a curated record. The transcript has 7 exons. Lineage: Eukaryota; Metazoa; Chordata; Aves; Sphenisciformes; Spheniscidae. Gene Ontology annotation, molecular function: structural constituent of ribosome; RNA binding. Bases 1 to 765 code for a protein of 254 amino acids.